UGCCCACUCCCAGCUCAAAUUCUCAAUCGACCCCAGCAAAUUGUCAAGUCAUUCUCCAGGAAACGAAGCCAAAGAAAAAAAAAAACGAAGCCAUGAAUAAUUUCGAUGCCGAUGACAUCCAGCAACACAUCCUGUCUGUUCUCGACUCGGCUCCGAUCCCUGACACACGGAAGCUGAGUUACCCGAAUGGAUCAGAAGCAGACGCCGAGAGUUCAUCCUCAGAAUAUCAACUAGCGAUCAAGAGUGCCUUGGACAGUUUGGUCGCAAAAGAGAUGGUCCUCUAUCAGACUCAUAACAUUGAAAACCAUGUACUGACUCCCGAGGGACAAGCCGUAGCAGCAUCUGGAAGUCAUGAAUAUCGUGUCUGGGAAGCGCUAGGAGAGGAAGGCUUACUGAUGCGCGAAUUGCAAAGCACGUUGGGUGAAGAUUCUGCUAAGAUCGGACAGGGGAAAGCGUUUCGGAAUAAGUGGAUCAAGAAGAGGUCCGAUGGUGGAUUCAUCCGAGCAAUGACUGCAGAUCAAAUCAUCGAUCAGACUAAGUUGGAUCUCGUCUCGAUCGAACAAACUGGUUCAUUACCCACCGAUGAUCCUAAAGGAUCUGGUAUGGCAGAUUAUCGUAAACGAAAGUUGUGCGAGAAACGAAAAUACCUUUAUUUCUCGAUCGAGAAAGGGCCGAAGUUUUCAACUGUCAUUGAGCGACCGGAGACUGAUCUAACAGUUGAACUCUUGACAUCCGGGAGAUGGAAGACGGCCACUUUCAAGCCCUACAAUUUCAACGCCGAAGGUGUCCCACCAAAUGCUGGGGCUCUGCAUCCCCUGAUGAAAGUCCGGGAAGAGUUUCGGAAUAUCUUCUUUGAAAUGGGAUUCACGGAAAUGCCGACAGAUAAGUAUAUCGAAACUUCCUUUUGGUGUUUUGAUUCUCUUUUCGUCCCUCAACAACAUCCAGCUCGUGAAUCCCAAGAUACCUUUUAUCUGAAAGACCCGGUGGCAUCGACUGAUUUCCCAGCCGAGUAUUAUGAGAAGGUUAAGAAGAUUCAUGAAUCAGGAGGCCACGGUUCGAUUGGUUAUCGAGCCCCGUUUCAAGAAUCAGAAACCGCUAAACUAGUCCUCCGUACACACACUACUUCAGUCUCGGCAAAUAUGCUCUACCAGAUUGCUCAGGAAUGUCAAAAAAAUCAGGAAGACUUCAAACCUAGUAAAUUGUUUAGCAUCGAUCGUGUGUUCAGAAAUGAGGCAGUCGAUGCUACCCAUCUCGCCGAGUUCCAUCAAGUCGAGGGUGUCGUCGCAGACAAAAAUAUCACUCUUGGAGAUCUAAUUGGAUUCAUGGAAGUCUUUUUCGCCAAAAUGGGUAUUCAUGACAUCAGGGUCAAACCGACCUACAAUCCUUACACAGAACCUUCAAUGGAAAUUUACUCUUGGCACAGCGGGUUGAAGAAAUGGGUUGAGAUCGGUAACUCCGGCCUCUUCCGUCCUGAAAUGCUCGAGCCAAUGGGUCUUCCACCUGAUGUCCGAGUAUUGGGAUGGGGCUUAUCACUCGAAAGACCAACGAUGAUCAAAUACGGUAUAUCAAACAUUCGAGAGCUGUUGGGACACAAGGUUUCGCUGGCCAGUGUCCAGAAAGCAGCGGCAGUGAGAUUUUGAUGCACAAGUGUGAUUCAGUUGAAUAUACCUCUUUCACCAUUGUUUAACAUCAACAUUUGCCAAGCAUAGCUAUUCUCCAGUACAUAACUUCAUUCAAACACUUGAAAUUCUCAUAACUUUUUGAAAACAUAAUGGCUUUGUAGACACUUGUCUCAAAACUUCCUUUUUUGUCCUGUCUUCUUUGUCAUCAUUUAUCAAAACAGAGAAAUAUGUUGAGACAGACAGGAGAGAUAAUGA
Messenger RNA from Puccinia graminis f. sp. tritici CRL 75-36-700-3, 1877 nucleotides. Its product is annotated as phenylalanyl-tRNA synthetase alpha chain. Gene Ontology annotation, molecular function: ATP binding; phenylalanine-tRNA ligase activity; tRNA binding. Gene Ontology annotation, cellular component: cytosol; cytoplasm; phenylalanine-tRNA ligase complex. Lineage: Eukaryota; Fungi; Basidiomycota; Pucciniomycetes; Pucciniales; Pucciniaceae. Gene Ontology annotation, biological process: phenylalanyl-tRNA aminoacylation. The record is from RefSeq and is a predicted model, not a curated record. The coding region runs from base 93 to 1640 and encodes 515 amino acids. The transcript is spliced from 11 exons.